AUGGGAAUUACAGGGCUUCUUUCUCUUAUUCAUCCUGUACUUAGGAAGUGCAAGAUUGGCGAUUUCAAAGGAAAAACAGCUGGUGUCGAUGGAUUUGUAUGGCUCCAUCGCGGAUGUAUUUCCUGUGCUAAAGAUAUCGCAAAGAAUCUCCCAUGCAAAAGCUAUAUUUCAUUUUUUAUGAAAAGAGCUCAAAUGCUUAUCGACAAUGGAAUAAAACCUAUUAUAGUUUUUGACGGACGAGAACUUCCAGCAAAAAUCGGAACAAAUGAAAAGAGAAGAGCUCUUCGAAAUACAAGUUUACAGAAAGCAGAUGAAUUAGAGAGAAGAGGGUUAUCAUCAGAAGCAUAUGAAUACUAUAAGAAAGCAAUAGAUAUUUCACCUCAAGUAUUAUUCCCAUUAUUCAAGUCAUUACGCAAGAAGCAUAUUGAUUUUUUCGUUGCUCCAUACGAAGCUGAUGCGCAACUUUCUUAUUUAGCCAGAAAUAAAAUUUGUGAUUUCGUAAUCACAGAAGAUUCAGACUUAAUUCCAUACGAAUGCCCUCUUACUAUCUUUAGACUCGACUCAGAUGGUAAUUGCGAUGCUAUAAGCUAUGCAGAUCUAAUAAAUGUUCCAAUUUUGAAGUCAUUUACUCCUAGAAUGAUACUUGAAGCAUGCGUUCUAUCAGGAUGCGAUUAUCUACCAUCUGCACCUAAUUUUGGCAUAAGAACGGCGUUCAAACUAGUUGGUCAGACGGGAAGUGGUCAAAAAGCAAUUGAUGCUGCAGAAAGGACCGGAAAAGUUGCAUUUCCACCAGGAUACAGAGAGUCUUUUGAUGUAGCUGUUUCAGUUUUUCGACAACAAAAAGUAUUUGAUCCUCGGUCGAAAAUAACUGUUCCAUGCUUCGAAGCAGGCAAUUGUGAGUUGGCUGGAGAAGAUUUGGAUACUAAAGAUGCUCGAAAUUUGGCGAUCGGAUUAUUAAAUCCGAGAACAUUGGAACCAUUUGAAGAACUAAGUGAUGAUGAAGAUAGCCAAUCUCCUGCUAUUCCAAGAUUCAACAUUACAGCCACUGAGAGUGCAAGGAGACAAUUCAAGUCACAUUUCGGAGAGGAGGAAGUUCCCCUCAGGACGAUAAAAGUCCCUCAAUUAUCUUUUGAACCAAAAUUCAUAGGAAAGAAGUGUGUAGUGCCGACAUCGUUCACACCGCCAAGUAGAAGGAUGCUUAAGAAAUAA
Molecule: messenger RNA, 1209 nt
Organism: Trichomonas vaginalis G3
Lineage: Eukaryota; Parabasalia; Trichomonadida; Trichomonadidae
Product: 5'-3' exodeoxyribonuclease protein
Exons: 1
Coding region: 1-1209 (402 amino acids)
Molecular function (GO): metal ion binding; 5'-flap endonuclease activity
Source: RefSeq, a predicted model, not a curated record